CAACAACCAAAGAAGAAGAAGUGUUGCGCGGUCUGAUUUGAAUCCCGGAAGAAGAUCCGUCUGUUUCACCACCAUGUCUCAAGGAAGUAAAUUUCAGGAUUUGGAGGAGAUGGCCGAGACCUUGGUGACCUUCAUCAACAGUGGACAGCUGGAGCAGCUGAGACGAGUUAAAGAUAAACACCAGGCUCUUUCUGACCAACAUUUAGAGACCAAAAAGAUCGUCACACAGAUUUUAAAAGAUGUGGCUCAGAUCGAGGAGAGUGCCGGUCAGAGGCUGCUGGACAUGGAGGAGGAGAAGAAGCAGAGAGAGAUGGAGCUGGACGGUCUGGAGGAGCAGCUGAGGCAGUGCUCAGCCAAGAACCAGAUCACAGAGUCAGAGCUACAAUUCCUGCAGAGAGAGUUUGAGAGUCUGAGAAACGCUGAACAUGAGCUGCAGACUCUGCAGGACGAGGUGGACGAAGACACCACGGAGGUCAUCCCCUCUGCUGUGUACGUGGCAAAGGUGUACUACCUGAUAACAAAGAUCAAGUGGGAAUAUGACACGCAGCCCAACAUCUUAAGGGGAGUUCAUUACGGUGCAGAUUUAGCCACGCCCAUCAACAUCGACACGUCUGUGCGGUCUCGGAGUGACAUCAGCGACCAGCUGUGGGGCUUCGUCAGCACAGAAUGGUAGAUCAUGGAGGGUGGCGGUGAAGUGCAGAGGCGCUGUGUAUAUUUGUUUGUUUGUAGACAUGUUUGUUAGUUUUUUUUGUCCUCCAUAACACUUACACUGUUUUUAAUAUUAAAUAUCUCACAUAUGUCAUUAAGA
Cheilinus undulatus (humphead wrasse) is the source of this 808-nucleotide messenger RNA. RefSeq names its product SPC24 component of NDC80 kinetochore complex (gene spc24). The transcript is spliced from 6 exons. The record is from RefSeq and is a predicted model, not a curated record. Bases 74 to 673 code for a protein of 199 amino acids. Lineage: Eukaryota; Metazoa; Chordata; Actinopteri; Labriformes; Labridae.